This is a messenger RNA of Fusarium verticillioides 7600, 6445 nucleotides long. RefSeq lists its product as hypothetical. Gene Ontology annotation, molecular function: transmembrane transporter activity. Gene Ontology annotation, biological process: transmembrane transport. The transcript has 4 exons. The record is from RefSeq and is a predicted model, not a curated record. NCBI's taxonomy places the organism in Eukaryota, Fungi, Ascomycota, Sordariomycetes, Hypocreales, Nectriaceae. Bases 4568 to 6271 code for a protein of 567 amino acids.
CAGUUUCACAAGGCUCAAUAGACAGCGUAUGUACUUUAGUGCAAUAUUGACUGGUCAUUGGUGCAUCCUGGUAUUUGUGAUAAUUCCUAAUAAAUACGACGAUAAUACGCCAAAACUCCUAUUCCACAGCCCCCAGACCCCUGUCAUAUGCUCAGUUUCACACACUUUUCAGCUUCCCUACAGACGAGAACCAAGGUUGACGUGUACGGACUUGGUGUUGCUGUACGCCUCGAGGCCAGCCUCACCGAGCUCACGGCCAAUACCGCUCUGCUUAACACCGCCGAAGGGGAUGUAGGGCUCGCUGUCUUGUGUGCUGUUGAUCCAGACCAUACCGGCCUCGAUCUCAGCAGCAACGCGGUGCGCACGCUCGACGUCCUUGGUGAAGACAGCGGCGCCGAGACCGUAUGUAGAGUCGUUGGCGAGCUUGAGAGCUUCCUCUUCGCUGCUGAACUUGGUGAUGACAACGACAGGGCCGAAAAUCUCCUCGCGGAAGACUCGCAUUUGGUGGUGCACGUCACCGAAGACGGUGGGCUGGACGAAGAAACCCUUCUUUGAGGCAUCGACAGGCUGGCCACCAGCGAGCAGAGUAGCGCCUUCAGACUUUCCAAUCUUGAUAUACUCAAGAAUACGGUCGUACUGCUGUCGAGAGACUUGGGGACCCUGAUAGGUCUCGGAAUCCCAUUGGUGGCCGACCUUGCUGACAGUCUUGGUGGUCUCGAUGAAUCUCUGGACAAACUCGUCGUAGACCUUAUCCUGAACUAAUAGGCGAGAAGUAGCUGUGCAGAUCUGGCCCUGGUUGGACAUGAUGCCCAUGUGUGACCACUUGACAGCUUCAUCAAGGUCACAGUCGGAGAAGACCAAGAGAGGCGACUUGCCACCCGUCUCGAGGGUAAUGUUCUUGAGGGUCUUGGAGGCCAUCUCCAUGAUCUUAGCACCCGUAGCGGUUGAGCCAGUGAAGGCAACCUUCUCAACAAGAGGAUGCUGAACAAGAGGAGGACCAGCCUCGCCACCGUAACCGUUAAGAGCAUUGAAAACACCAGGAGGGAAUCCAACGUCCUUGAAAGCCUGGCCAAGGAGAAGGAUGCUGAGAGGUGUUUGCUCAGCGGCCUUCAUAACGAUGGUGUUACCGCAUGCUAGCGCGGGACCGAUCUUCCAGGCGGCCAUGGCUAGAGGGUAGUUCCAGGGAAUGAUCUGAGCAACCACACCGAGAGGUUGGCGGAGAGUGUAUGCGAGCUUGUUGGGGUUGGCGGUGAUUGUUUGUCCGGUGAUCUUGUCGGCCCAGCCAGCGUAGUAGCGGAUAGUGUUGAUGACCUCGACAACGUCGCCGCCCUCAGCAUCGGCAUAAAUCUUACCUAUCAUUGUGUCAGUGAUUCGUAUAUCAAGCAUUUGGCGGGGCUAUCUUACCAUUGUCCCAGGCCUCAGAGGUAGCGAACAUCUGUGUGCGCUCCUCGAUGUAGUCGGCGAGCUUGUUCAUAAGUGCGCCUCGCUGAGGAGGGGGCAUCUUCUUCCAUGAGGGCGCAUGGAAUGCGGCGUGGGCGGCCUUCACAGCCUUAUCGACAUCGUCGGCGCUAGCUGCAUGAACUGUGGCGAUUUCCUUCUCGGUACUGGAACAUAUCAUAUUAGUUGGAGUUUGGAUAACCGGCGAGAUGCGAACUCACGCAGGGUCGAUUGAUGUAAUCGUUUGCUUCGAGGAGCCAGGAACAAACUCGUUGUUAAUGAAGAGACCAGUCGGCUGCUUAUACUUGACGCCGUUGGGGGCCUCGAGGUUGACGAACAGGUCCGACAUGUUGCUGAAGCGUUUCUGUGUAGUUGUGAUAGAUCGGCGGCCAAGAGGAGAUGGUGAGAGUCGAUACGGCGAUUGUGGUGAAGGUCGAAAUAGAGAAGGGUACACUGAACGACAGAAACAGAAACCAACGAGUGGAAGUCUCGAUAAAAGGGCAGCGCCCAUCUUCUUAUAGCUCCUCAGAGACAUGGCUUGAGAGGGGUAGCUCGGGGUCCAAUCCAACCAAACACCUCCGUCUUGAGUCUAGCUACCUAAGUACGUAUGUACUGUACAGUAUCUGUCUGUAUCUGGAGCCUAAGUUAUCACCUGCAUCCCCCGCAAUCAAUGGCUUCGAGAAUUACUCUCUUGAGCAAUUGAUAAGCUCCAGAAGCUCUCGUAAAUGUGCAACUUUUUGCCUCGUUUGGGUAAAGGUCAUGUACGCCGCCGGCGGAUGAUUGAAGGGCCAGCAAUUGGAGGUUGGAGAACUGUGGUUCAACGUCAUGAAAUCGCUUAGACCUUACUGAUUGAGCUUAGCUGGACUGUUGCCCAGAUCAGGUAAAAAGACACGAAGCGAGGCGAGCGAUCAUGACAGCUCUUAUCGAUAACAGCUACCCCGAGGUACCGGUAUGAAGAGUCAAUUGACUUCGGUGGUGAGCUCUCUGCUCUGCAAGGACGUUCGUUGUAAGCGCUUUUCUGAUGAUGGAUGGUCGGUUGGCUUACUUCACUACCUUAUUCUGCCAGUUCCAUUAACCGCCCAAGACCCUAUUUGUUCCAUGCUGCGAGUAUCGAUCAGUGGUUCGUACAAUGCCUUCUCGCCAACUCAUGGACCGGCAUCAUUCCCGGACCGCAUAACUCACCAUAUACGGUAUAGUUAGUGGCUGCCUGUCAAGUUGAAGCUCGCAUGGAUGUUAAUCGAGAGAAUCUUCGCGUCAGUCUCGACAAUAUAUUAAAAAGAAAUAUUGCUCUAAAGAAUAAAUUCCUUUCCAACAAUACAUCCUGACAUAUCACCUCAUCCUGUUGAUGCCAACACCACCUUUCCAUUGUCGACUUUAGCCGCCAUCAUCAUCGAAUCCAAUGUCUCCGAUCAAAGUCUCCGACAUGUGAGAUCAGAUCCUGAUCAUUCAAGAGCUUAUUUAUCAGAAACUACCCCUCUUCAGGUCAAUUCCAAGAUGAUCUCCAAUCAACCCCUCUAUCGCUUCGUCAGCAGAAAAGCUUGGCCCUCCAAUACCAACAGAGCCGCUUGGAUAUGGCCUCAUAUCAGUGCAUCCGUAUUUGCAAACUCCGCCAGCUUUGGUCCGCCCUGGUCCGUCAUUCGUCCGUGAAUACGAUUGCGGAAUGACAUUUCAUCCCUUUCUUACAGCAACAAAGAACCACUGAGGACUUAUCCGCGGAUAAGAAACGAGGCACGCAAAUGAUGUGACUGGCGGGUCAUCAUACUCGACUUUGUUCUUGGUAUGCCUAGGAUCCGUGGCCAAACCAAUUCCCACAGGAUCAUCACCUCUAGCCUCUACACUACAUCUUUAUGUGUUUAGGCGCUUUGAUAGGACUGGUAUUGCCAGAUUCUCCCAGCAGAAUGCUGACAGGUGAGAUAAGAUGAGCCAACAAACGAGGGCUAAAUCCGAGACUCUUGGUGUCUUGCAGUUCCUGAUGCAGCAUCAUUUUCCCUAUGAGUCUUAACUCCGGGGCCACCGAAGGGUCGUUGGACUUUGUCUUACUGUCCACUCCGCGUAUUCAAGCUUGGCUGUGCUUCUUAGCUGGUGAACUUGAGUUGGCGAUCGUAUAUUACGUCUCAUUUGGCUAAUUAGGCACUUAUUCGUUUCCUUUUCGGUCAAGUGAGUCAUUAAAUUGCCAUGCUCUGGCCCUCUCGUGCGUGCAAAGUCGUCCAUCUCAGUGCUGAGCUGGUGUUGUUUUAAACAUGAAGAUUAUAUUAUAUUACGCCAAGCGUUAUGCGGGACCACUAUGAUGUUAUCUGGCUUCGGGCCAAGUCUCCGUGUAAGCGAUUCCCAACAGGACGGAUAACCUAGAUAGAUCCUGGACAAGAUAUCGACUUACACCGAAUCUUCUCAUACCUAGCGAAGAAUAACAACAACACGUGGCAUAGGAUGGCUCUGUUAUGACAACCUAUCCUCCUUUGAGAUUGCUUACUUAGAAACAGCCUCUUUUAUCCACCUGUUCGGCCCAAUAUUGUCACAGAUGGUUUCAAGUUCCAUCAACGCCACAAACAUGCAGCUCAUUUUCGGCACAAUAACGCUCCAUGAGCUAAAACAUCGUGCAUUUCAGAAUGAGUAUGAGCAAGACCCCGUCAUUAAGGCUCACUCAGAUGUCCGCAGGUCAUUGUUAGCGUCGGAGCCUUGGCUGGUUCAGGCCCAAUUCGGCUUACGAGAUAUCAUCAUGGAGGGUGUAGGCGCGGACAUGUGGUGGAGUCCGCCACUCCGCAGCCUCUUUACUGGCUGGCUGCUUUGUCUUAUGCCCGGCCGUUAUGCUGACAGCCCAUACUAUGCGCAGCGCUGUGAUGCGAUAUCGUUAUGCUUGGGGCGGAUUUUGUGCAGGGCCUUGACCUUAACUCCUAGAACCAGGAAAGUCAGACAGUUAGUGAGAUGAGAUUAUCUCAUUGUUCUCGUGGGUUAUAAAGAUAGUCGUAUCUCGCUGUCAACCAAAAUGUGUCAGUCUUCCAGAGUAUUGAGACCAGCUCUCGAGCACUUAUACAAUAACUGCCCCCUUUCCUCAGGGUCAGAAACUUCCAUAUAAGCUUAAUUCAACCCUAUCUACAGACUCAAGCUUAGAGGUAAACGAUAAUCAGACACUAUGUCUGCCGAACCAAAAAGUCUCGAGGUCCCUGUGACCACGGAUCGUCCCGAGUCUACAACUUCAACACUUCGAGGAGAGGAUGUUCAGGAGAAGAAGGAGGAGAAACAAGAUGAAGAUAUUGAGGCCGGCACUGUCUCAGGUAACAACGACAGUGAUGAGGUUGACGAAGAUGAAUAUCCUACCGGCAUCAAUAUGUUCUUCAUUGUUCUUGCUCUUGUCAUGGCAGUAUUUCUCUUCUCCCUUGACUUGACUAUUGUGGCAACGGCUAUUCCCAAGAUCACCGAUGAGUUCAAGGGUCUUGACAAGGUCGGAUGGUAUGGUGCUGCUUUUUUCAUGACUGUCGGUGCUUUCCAGUCAACUUGGGGUAAAAUCUACAAAUAUUUCCCGCUGAAGACAUCCUUCAUCGUCGCUAUUCUCAUCUUCGAGCUUGGCUCUGUCAUCUGCGGUGCCGCUCCCAAUGCCGAAGCCCUCAUCACUGGUCGAGCCAUCGCCGGCGUUGGUGGUGCUGGUCUAGGCGCUGGCGCUUACACCAUCAUCGGUUUCUCUGCUCCUCCUAAGAAGCGGCCUGCUUUCACUGGUAUCAUUGGUGCCGCCUACGGUAUCGCCAGUGUGAUCGGGCCUCUCCUUGGUGGUGCCUUUACUGAUCAUGUCUCUUGGCGAUGGUGUUUCUACAUCAAUCUCCCCAUCGGAGGACUCUCUGCCGGCAUCAUCUUCUUGUUCUUCAAGACUCCCCGUGCUGCUAUUCCCGUCAAGGCUCCUCUUCUUGAGAAGUUUCUUCAGAUGGACCCCCUUGGAAUUGUUCUGAUGAUGGGCCUCACCAUCUCAUACAUCCUCGCUGUUCAGUACGGUGGACAGGCUCACGCUUGGGACUCCUCUGUAGUCAUCGGUCUGCUCGUUGGAUGGGUCGCCAUCUCUAUUGUCUGGGCGAUCUCCUGUUAUGUUCAAGGCGAGCGAUCCAUGAUUCCUGUCCGCAUCCUCAAGAACCGCACCGUGUGGGUUAUGAGCGCCUUUGCUUUCAUCUUUGCCGGUUCUUUCUUCCUCGCCAUCUACUACAUCCCCAUCUACUUCCAGUCUGUCCACAACGCUUCUCCUACGAGCAGUGGUGUUCGCAACUUGCCUCUUAUUCUCGCGGUCACUUUCGCCACUAUUAUCAGUGGGGGUCUUGUCACCGCUACUGGCUUCUACCAGCCUCUCCUCAUCGGCGGUGCUGCCCUCGCUACGGUUGGUGCUGGUCUCUUGUACCUCCUCGACGUUGACACCUCUACUGGAAAGUGGAUUGGCUACCAAAUCAUUGCUGGUGUCGGCUGGGGUGUUGCCUUCCAGAUUCCCAUGAUUGCUGUCCAGGGUACUGUUGACCCUAAAGAUCUUGCUUCUGCUACUGGUAUUCUUCUAUUCUUCCAGGGACUUGGAGGUGCCUAUGUCGUCUCUGCAGGACAGGCUGCCUUCGUCAACCAAAUGCUCCUCAACAUUGGCGAGAAUGCUCCUCAGAUCAGCAAGGGACGCUUGAUUCUCACUGGAGCUACCGCUCUUCGUGAAUCCUUCAAUUCUCAGGAACUUCCUAUCGUCAUUGACGGUUACAUGAAGGGCUUGCAUAUCGUCUUCGCCAUGGCUAUUGCUUUUACAGGCUUCUCAUUCCUGAUCAGCUUGCUCACUCGCUGGAACAAGCUCAAGCUUGAAAACCUCACUGGCGGGGCCGCUUAGAAUUCCAAUCCUUUUCAAGUAUAUUGAGGAUAUAAGCUUGAGAAGACCGCCUUACAGGUCUUGAUUGAUAAUGAACAUCCAAGUUGAGCCUUGGGUUUCAACUCAUAGAAUGGUGACCAGGUUACGGUCGGAGCAAAGACAAUCUCCUAUUUUAGACGUUUCAAUGAAUACAAA